AUGGCAACGGGGCCCGCCUCCCAACCCAUAGUCGAGCCGACCGUUCGGCGCGGCCUCAUCCUAACCGCAGGCAGGAUCGAGGUGGAGGUGUUCGAGGACCAGUUAAACGCGAUUGAGGAGGCGCCGAAGGCUGAGCUCGACGAGAGGAUGGUCACCGCGGGCGUCGCGUACGUUUCUUGUCGAGCAUUGUCGUAUGAAUACGAAGAGGAGGAGGGUAUCGAGGAGGAUACAUCGACGCAAGCUCAGCACGCGGUGAGCGGCCAGGGCGGCGAUGCGAAUAGGCAGGAGGACUCGAGCUCGGAAUCGACGUCCGGCUCGAGCUCGAGCGAUGAGUCUGUCGAGCACGAUGGCGGGACGCAGCAUACGGUGGAGCACGGAGUGGCGCUCGGGGAGCGGGUUGCUGUUGAGGAGCAGGAGGGCGAAACGGCUGUGCAGGCUGUCGAGGAGCAGGAGGGCGAAGCUGCUGUGCAGGAGCAUGGGGCAGGAGUGCAGCACCAGGAGGAGGGCGGGGAGGCUGCGCAGGAGGGUGCGAUAGGAGGGCAGCAGCAGGAGGGCGGGAAGGCUGCGCAGCAGGGUGCGACAGGAGGGCAGCAGCAGGAGGGCGUGACGGCUGCGCAGCAGGGGCAGCAGCAGGAGGGCGUGACGGCUGCGCAGGAGGGUGGGGCAGGAGGGCAGGAGCAAGAGGGCGGGGAGGCUAUGCAUGAGUGUCUCCGAGGAGAUGAGCGACAGGUCGGAGUUACAAGGAGACACCGCACGGCCAGUGGCAGCGGACAAGCGGGCCCAUCGAGGGGGCGCCCGUCGACGGUGGGCCAUUCGACGUCGGACAUUGCAUCCGGAGGCCAGGUUGUCGAGCUACUACAGAGGGUCGCGGAGGUGGAGGCGUCGCAGAAGCAGCUCGUCGCCGACGUAUUUGCGAAGCAUAGCGAGCAAGCCGUAGUUUUCAACAGGCUUGCUGCGGAUUUUCGGACGGCCUGGGGAACGAUUUCGGAGUCGUCGAAGAGCACGCUGAAGCAGUGCGCCGACGCUGUAAACGGCGUCACGGAGGAGAGGAAGCUGUUGGAAGGGGUGCGGACGAAGCUCGACGAAAUGAGCGGAAAGAUCAUCGAGGGUGUGGCCGCCGCCAUCGUAAAAGUGAGCGAGGACGCCGUCAAGAAGCAGCUCAAGCUGGUCGAGGAGCGGCUGGCUGCUUCGGUCAUGAAGGGUAUCGAGAAUGCCGUCAAGGACUUGUUCUACUCCAACCUCCCACCCGAGACCAUGAAGCAGCUGAAGGACAUUGUGAGAGAAGGCCACCUGGAAGGUGAAGCGGGGAGAUUGGAAGUCCUCACCGAAGCGGUGGCGAGGGGGUUACAGCGCUCGACGGGCCCGUCGACGAGAUCGCGUCAGGAGGGUGUGGCAGGGGUUCGCAGCGGGACCGAGCCUCGACUUCACACGGGCGUGGUUCCUCCUUCUUCUUCGGUGGGAGGACAUGUCGGCAGCCGGGUAGCAUCACCACCGUCGCGUGGCCGUCAUCCCGUCGCCAAGUCCGUGGAGGAUAACGAGGUCAUAGUACUCGACCAGUCACCCCUCCCGAAGAGCUCCGAAGCAGCUGCGAUGCCUCCAACUGAUGCAUUUGCUCCGAUGCGCGACAUUCUGCAGGGUUUGGGGAUUACGGGUGGGAAAGGAGUGGUUGCGGGGGAGAAAAGUGGUGCCGCAAUCGAUUCCGUCGCCGCAGACGGGAAAAAAGCCUUGGGAAAGCGAGGUGUCCCCACCCCGUCCGGAGGCGCUGCGGGCCAAGGGGCGGGAGAGACGUCAGCUGGGUUGUUGUCGAAGACAAAAGCAGCAUCCGCUGCGCAGAGCGGUGGUGCUGGCCGUCCUGUCGAGUUGGUAGGAUAUUGGGCGUCUUCCUCUACCCCUGCAGUUGCUCCUGUCGCUGCUCCGGCCCUGGGCGACGUCUGCCUUAGCGAUCCGGGUUCCCCUUCGACGUCGAAGAAGAAGCCGGCUGCGACGAAGUCGUCGAAGCGCUCUGCACAGGCUACAGAGAGCUUUGACGUCGUGGAGCUGGCCAGCCUCUCUGGCCAGGCUCCUGUCGUGAAGACGUCUACCGUCGUUGCUGCUCGACAGGAGAAGGCGAAAAAGGCCAAGGUCAUGGGUUACACCCCACCUCCUCGACCGGACGACCAAGGCAAGACGAGAGGCAGCAAAGCUCCCUUCAGAGGACCGGGUUUCGGGUUGCGGAAGGGGAAGCCGGUUUCCGAGCAGACCAUCGGCGGGAGGAAGCGGUUCCUUGGCACUUUUGAAACAGAGAAGGACCAGAAGUUCUGUACGGCCGUCUGCUGGCGCGUGUACUUCCCCGACAUUGUCCUUACGGAGUACGAAGGGUACACGGCGCAGGAUGAGAAGGACUGGAAGGUCUACCUCGAUGCGGCCGCAGAAAUGCCAACCGGCGUUUGGAGCGUGGCGCAAGAACAAGGGGAAUGUCGUUUCGACGAGUGA
Closterium sp. Naga37s-1 is the source of this 2472-nucleotide messenger RNA. NCBI's taxonomy places the organism in Eukaryota, Viridiplantae, Streptophyta, Zygnematophyceae, Desmidiales, Closteriaceae. The record is from the annotation of a GenBank genome assembly.